Messenger RNA from Adineta ricciae, 2793 nucleotides. The record is from the annotation of a GenBank genome assembly. Lineage: Eukaryota; Metazoa; Rotifera; Eurotatoria; Adinetida; Adinetidae.
AUGAUUCGAAUACUGAUCUAUUUCGUUCUAUUUUUCAACGCGCAAGGUCAAACAAACAUUCCUAUUGGUUGGUUUGUGGAUGAAAAAUCGACAAAUAAUGAAGCAGCAAACACUUUCAUACAAGCUUUAACAGCAGCAACGAAUCUAACCGAAGGAUUCCUAUGGCCCAAAGGUCAAUACACAUUCCAAUCUAUUCAUGAGAAUGUGAAUAACGAUAAUAUCUAUGCCAGUGUUCAUCAAAUUUGUAAUCGAUUGGAAUCUGGUGCCAUUGGUACAAUUUCAAAUAUUAACAAUGCGAAAACUCGUUUGCUCGAGAUAUUCAUGCGACGAUUACACAUAUCGAUGGUUUCAUUGAAUUAUUUCAAUUAUAACAAACAAGAAUUUCCUCCGUUGAAUAAAUUCUAUCAUCUAACAAUGAAAAUCGAUCUUCUGCCGGCUCUUGCAGCAUGCAUAAGACGUUAUAAAGUAAUGAAAUUGUUUUACAUCUUCGAAGGCGAUGAAGCUUUCGAACGCUACCAGGCGAUGAUGGUCGCACAAGCCCGAGAGAAAAGUUAUGAUAUUCUCGACAUCCAAGGUCGACAUCUGAUCGAUAGUACGAAUUCAAAUCAUACGAGAAAUUUACUGCAAAGUGUAGAAAUCCAUGAUCGUGGUUCAAAGGAGGAGCGUUAUAUCGUAUUAGAUCUAUAUGACAUCAACAGUUAUGUUAAAUUACUAAUGCAAAUUCGACAUCAUGGCAUGACCACACCUCACUAUCACUAUAUUCUGAUGAGUUUGGAAGCAAAUCGUAUUGAUAUGCGCACUUUUCGUUAUGGUGGUGUGAAUGUCACUUAUUUUCUACCUAAAUCCGCUUAUAAAUUGAACUCCUCGUUCGAUGUAACAGGCCACGAUCGAUUAUCAUUACCAUCCUUUGAAAAGAAAGCGUUGGCUGAUACUUUGUAUCUGUACAUGCGAGCAAUCAUGUCUUUGGAUGAACGAACACGUGCUAAGAUUAUAGAUUCGGAUUCCACCGAUGAUAACUUCGAUCAUUUAAAGAUCGAGUGUCGAUCUAAAGGGAAACACCGUUCACACGAAGCAUUUGGCGACAAGCUCUUCCAAACAAUGAGAUCAAUUACUUUCGAAGGUUAUUCCGGAAACGUCGCAUUCAAUGAAUAUGGUGAACGAUUAAAUUAUACGUUGAAUGUGUAUCAAGUGACUAUGAAUCGAUUACCGCGACAUAUUGGCAAUUUUACUCAUGACGAAUUUGCAUUUGACGAUCUCAGGGUAUUCGAAGGACGUCAAGCACAUGAUUUUGAUAAGGGAAAAGAACGAAUUAUAUCGACAAUUAUCGACGAACCAUUUACCAUGUUGAAUACGACUGCUCUUGGAAAUAUGACUGUCUCCGAAGCGACCGGUCAAUAUUUCACGUUUGAUCAAUUACAUGGUUAUUGCAUUGAUUUAGCACGUUUGAUAUGCGAACAGAAACUUGAAAUACCAUGUAAAUUUCGCAUUGUCAAAGAUAACUCGUUUGGAAAUAAGCCGACGAACUCUCAACCAUGGACGGGAAUGGUCGGUGAACUAGUUCGACAUGAAGUCGAUUUAGCCAUUGCACCGUUAACCAUAACAAGUCAACGGGAAAGUGUCGUUGAUUUUAGCAAACCAUGGAUGAAUCUUGGUAUCAGUAUUUUGAUCAGUAAACCAGAGAAAAUUGCUCCAGGUAUUUUUUCAUUUAUGGCACCCUUAUCGAAAGAGAUCUGGAUGUGUGUUACAUUUGCAUACAUUGGUGUCAGUGUUAUUCUAUUUCUCGUCUCGCGAUUUUCUCCAUAUGAAUGGAGUAUGGAAGAUGAAGAAACUUUUCAAUUAUCGAAUAAAUUCUCAAUCUUGAACACGCUCUUCUUUGCCCUCGCUGCUUUCAUGCAACAGGGUGUGGAUUUCAUUCCAAGAUCUAUAUCGGGUCGUUUGGUAGCCGGUGUUUGGUGGUAUUUUUCCAUGAUUCUGGUAUCAUCAUAUACUGCUAACUUAGCUGCUUUCUUAACUGUCGAACGUAUGGUUACGCCGAUUGAGAGUGCGGAAGAUCUCGCUAGACAAACCAAAAUUCGAUAUGGCAUCGUUCGUGGUGGAUCGACACAAUCGUUUUUUGAAAAAUCAGAUGUGAAAGUUUUUCAACGUAUGUGGACAUACAUGCAACAAAGUGACGAUGUCUUUGUUUCCACAAAUGAAGAAGGUAUAAACAAAGUUCGAAAAUCGAGAGGCAGAUACGCUUUUUUACUCGAAUCAACGAAAAAUGAAUAUAUUAACGAACGUGCUCCUUGCGAUACGAUGAAAAUUGGAAUUAACCUAGAUUCCAAAGGCUACGGUAUUGCCACGCCAGUCGGUUCAGAAUUACGAGAAGCUGUUAACAUAGCCAUACUAGAAAUGAGUGAAGAUGGUUCACUAAAUAAACUGAAAAGAAAAUGGUGGUUUGAUAGGUCGGAAUGUCAUAGUGCUUCGACGAAAGAUUCGAAACAAAGCAAUGCGCUGAAUUUAGUCAAUGUCGCGGGUAUAUUUUAUAUAUUGAUUGUGGGUCUAACAUUGGCGAUUAUCAUUGCUGUACUGGAAUUUUCGAUUAAAGCAAAACGAGAAGCGAAAGAAACAAGAAACAAUAUUUUUGAUGUAAUGAAACGAAACAUGCGAUUAAGUAUUGCUGGUGUCGAUCUGAAUGACACACCAACACCGCAGUUUAUUUACAAAUGUCCACCUCCAGAUCCGUUUCAAAGUUCCGAACAAUUAUUCGAAGAAAACGGACACAUCGCUGCUGGUAGUCAUAGUCAAGUGUAA